Cooperia oncophora is the source of this 708-nucleotide messenger RNA. The record is from the annotation of a GenBank genome assembly. Lineage: Eukaryota; Metazoa; Nematoda; Chromadorea; Rhabditida; Trichostrongylidae.
AUGGAAGAUGUAUGGGUUGUGUUUCCAUGUGCGCAUACAGUCUGCACGAAUUGUAUCAAAAAUUUGAGACGCAUGACAACUUCGUCAUUUCUUGACUACAUACGAUGUGUAACAUGCCGACGACCGUGCCCUGUCGACGGGACCAUGUAUGUUGUGAACAAGACGGAUGAGUUGAUACCGAAUAUCCGCCUGACAGUUAAGUUCGAGCAGAUCAUUCGUCUACUGAAGAAGUUGAUUGCUGAAGAUCCCACGAAUAAGAUACUGGUGUUCACCUCGAUUGCUAUCGUGAUACCACCAUUUGCGGCCCUUUUAAAGUUGUUAAAGAUCCCUUACGCUGUGCCAGAUAGAGGAUCAAGAUCGAAGACUCUACAUCGAUUCCGACAUGACCAUAAUCUGAAGGUUCUCCUGAUGCCUCUUCGAAUGGGUGCCAAUGGACUGAAUUUGACUGAAGCCAAUCAUAUCAUUUUCAUGGAGCCCAUCACAGAAACAUCUGUGCUAUCACAGGCUGUUGGGCGCCUUGACCGUAUUGGACAGCGUCGUACAGUUACAGUGCACAAUUUUGUUGUGAAAGGGUCUAUUGAGGAGGAAAUCUACAAAAUCGUGAGCGAUGGUAAGGAGCAAAGCCGAUGGACGUUGGAAACACUUUAUCAGGUGUUUGGUCUACCAUUACAUCCUGGACAAGAACACAGGUUUCCGGACGAGCUGUAG